Lindgomyces ingoldianus is the source of this 1404-nucleotide messenger RNA. RefSeq lists its product as uncharacterized. Bases 1 to 1404 code for a protein of 467 amino acids. NCBI's taxonomy places the organism in Eukaryota, Fungi, Ascomycota, Dothideomycetes, Pleosporales, Lindgomycetaceae. The record is from RefSeq and is a predicted model, not a curated record. The transcript is spliced from 2 exons.
AUGUAUGAAGUCAGAAGAAUGCUUGGACGUCGACUUCUUUCACCAGUGGCCGAAAAGAGCGCAGGAUUCGCUCCUCUGCCGUCGCCAUUGGCUACGUUUAAAUUUAAAAAUGGAAACGUUCCCGACCCGGCGGCAGAUUUUACUUUUACUUCCAUGCUUUGGUCAAAGAACGUUCGGCCUCUAGUGAGCCUGCUCCUGACUCUCGAAUCUCACCACUUAGCAACGCGGAUAGUCGCCCAGAGCGGACCAACCUGGGCGGCGGAUACGCAGGCAGAUACGCAGAUGGAGACUGCAGAUGCUCCGGCGUCGGCGGCCCCGAGGCACCCGUAUCCAGCGUAUUGCUUCGUCGUCACAAACUCCAGUAUCUGGCUGCCAUCAGCAGUGUGGGCGGUGGUUGUACCAGUCUUUCCAGCCCCGCAAUCAAGGCAACCAGCGCACAAAUGGCGCGCAGCAGACAGUUCCACUGCACAGGGAAGGGCGGGCGCAGCAGCGGGGAGUUUCAACCUCAGUCUGUGUGUUUCAAAGGAGAUGCAUUCCGAUCGAUGGGUCUUACAGAAAGCAGCUCCAGCAGGGUUGAAGCUUGUUUGGCACGUGGACGCAUCCAGGGCAACGGUAGUGCGCUUGUUGACCGCUGGCCGUCGCUGCAGGAAGUGCCCUCGACUGUCGAGCCAACCCCACACCCGCCGUCGCUCCACGACACUGAGCGCUAGCUGGCGGGCGGCGACGAAAGACGGUCGCUGCUCUUGCUCACUUCAUGCAAUGCAGUCCGGCCAUCACACAUGGGUUGCGCGGCCCGCCAUCGGGGCGUCAGCUCAAAUGCCUCUGGAAGGUGUGCAGCAUUGCAGUGACGCAGCAUGGACAAGCACGGCGGGCCUCUAUCAAAUGGAAAAAGACGACGUCGACACCACACGGAUCCGGCGUCCGCCAGGCAUGUCGUCGAUGGGCUGCGCACUGCGGCAAAUGGCAUCCCUCUGUUACUCGCGCUUCCCCAUGGCAGACCAUUCACACCGAGGGACGGCUUCCCUGUCAAGAGUCUUCAGUAAGGUUUCAAUGCGAGCACCGAACUUUGAUGCAUCGCACACCCAUCAAUUUGCAGCUGCGAGCGGAUUGGAUGGAGUAAAACUCCCCGUGACAUGCCACUCUGGAUUCAUGUCCACAAAUGCCUCUGUGUCAUGCCGGCAGGCUGCGUGCCAGCAAAAACGACCACUGGCCGUCAUCUCUGCCUUCAGAUACGCACCUCACGUCUUCCCACGGCUACCACUGUGCCGGAAUGUCAGGGGUGCAACUGCUUCUGGGCUGAGGUUGGGCCAACUAUCACGCAACGGGCUAGUAGAUGUAGCCGCGGCCUCUCUUCUCGAAACCUCUCGGCCUCCUUCUCCCGCCAACGGUCCUGUCACCGUCUGA